AUGAAAGUAUCUGUUUUUAAAUUCUUUUAAGCUGUUAAUCAUUUCGUUAUCAGUGAAUUGUCUAUUAUCGUGGAGUAAAUGUAUUUUAAUUUCACUUUUUAUUCAAGUUUUAACGAAAGUAUGUAUGUUUUCUUUUUAAGCUUUUAACCAUUUGUCCUCACUGCUCGAUGUUUAUUUAUUAUGCAUUUCUAACAGAUUCUCCUACCGCUUUUCUUUGUAUCAGCUUCAAUGAUUUUUACCGGCUGAUGUCCGUGCCGUCAAAUAUUUAGUAUGGCUUGUGCGUGUUUAGUGGAGAUAUCGCUGACCAAAGCUGAGUGGUUGACAAGUGUCCCCCGCGCGACCUUCUACGUUGUUAAAUUAUUAUUAAGGUGUUGUUGUACUGUGGCAAAGUAG
This is a messenger RNA of Acanthoscelides obtectus, 393 nucleotides long. Lineage: Eukaryota; Metazoa; Arthropoda; Insecta; Coleoptera; Chrysomelidae. The record is from the annotation of a GenBank genome assembly.